Messenger RNA from Rubroshorea leprosula, 1991 nucleotides. The record is from the annotation of a GenBank genome assembly. NCBI's taxonomy places the organism in Eukaryota, Viridiplantae, Streptophyta, Magnoliopsida, Malvales, Dipterocarpaceae.
GCAACCCUUUUCCCUUGCACCGGGAAGACAUACCGGAAAGAUGUCUUUCCCCAAAAAAUCGAUUCAAGACCCCUUUAAACCCUGGAAAUUCUUCGUUUUUCCAACAAUCACGAUCAAACCCACAUAUUCCUUCCCUUUCUUAUUGAAAUUAAUUAUUGCUCUCUUCGCAUUUGCUUCAAUAUUCUGUCCCCUGUUUUACUUCGCUUUCCCUAGUCGAGCAGAUGGCUACUUCUCAUGCUCCCAUUGUGAUAAAUCUCUGCGGAUUUUCGGUCACCAGAAAAUCACCAUCGGAGAUGAUGUUUCUGGUACUCCGAAUUACGAAAAGACCAACCUCUCUCACAUUGUCUUCGGGAUCAGUAGCUCUGUUGAAAAGUGGAACAAUCGCUGCCAUUACAAUGAGCUGUGGUGGAGACCCAACAUAACACGUGGGUUUGUUUGGCUUGACAAGAAGCCUCUGGAGAAUGAGAGUUGGCCGGAAACCUCGCCGCCUUACAGAAUCUCCGCGGAUACUUCUAGGUUUAAAUACACUUGUUCGUACGGUUCACGCUCUGCUCUCCGUAUUGCGAGAAUUGUGAAGGAGACUUUCGAGCUCGGGAUGGAUAACGUCCGCUGGUUCGUAAUGGGAGACGACGACACCGUUUUCUUCCUCAAGAAUUUGGUCAUGGUGUUACAGAAAUACGAUCAUAAUCAAAUGUACUACAUCGGAGCAAACUCGGAGAGUGUGGAGCAAGAUGUGAUUCACUCAUACACAAUGGCCUACGGUGGCGGCGGCUUUGCCAUCAGCUACCCCUUGGCGGCGGAGCUGGUUACGAUUUUGGAUGGCUGCAUUGAUCGAUACGCAUCGUCUUAUGGGUCCGAUCAAAAGGUCGAUGGCUGCAUGAGAGAGAUUGGUGUAACUCUCACUAAGGAGCUCGGUUUCCAUCAGAUUGAUAUUCGAGGAAAUCCUUAUGGUUUACUAGCGGCACACCCAUUGGCGCCGCUGGUGUCGCUGCACCACCUAGACUAUGUUGAAUCCAUCUUUCCAGGCAUGGAUCAGAUAGACUCACUGAAGAGGUUAAUCAAUGCUUACCAAGUGGAUCCCGGUCGGACCCUUCAACGGAGUUUCUGUUACGAUUUAAACCGAAACUGGUCAGUUUCGGUGUCUUGGGGUUACACAGUACAGCUCUAUCCAUCAUUAGUUACGGCGAAGGAAUUAGAUACGACUUUGCUAACGUUUCAAACGUGGAGGACCUGGAAGAAUGAGCCAUUCGUGUUUAACACUCGACCCAUGAGUCAAGACCCUUGUCAGAAACCGGUCCUGUUUUUCCUGGAAAGUGUUGAAAAUGUUGGUGAAAAUCGGAGCCUUACAAGGUACAGAAGGAACAUUGAAAAAGUGGAGUGUAAUGGACCUGAAUAUGCUCCUCUCUUGGCCACUGAAUUCCUCAACGUCUCAGCUUCAACAUUGAACCCGAAAAUAUGGAAAAUGGCGCCACGAAGACAGUGUUGUGAUGUAAUCAACGGUGGUAAAGGAGAUUUUCAGGUCAAGAUUAGAAGCUGCAAUCCCUUUGAGAGUGUCACACCACCGUAGAAGAAAAGGAUUCUCUUGAUUAAUACUACUACACGUUUAGCUUCUUGUGAAUAGAUAAUAAACAGAAGGAAAAAAGUAGGCCUAAAGUAAGCAAAUGUUGGCUCCGGGCGAGACCCAGAAUCAUUAUGAUAGGUUAUAAUCUCUCUCGACUUAUAUUGAGUAUGGCUAGUACUUCUCAAUAAGUAAUAUUUGUUGGGGCCAUUUGUUUGAGACCCCAAGGCACCAAUUCUUUUUUAUUUUCUUGAUGAAUUCUCUAGGCAGCCACGGUAGAGAAGAAUGAUGUUAAAGAGCUAAGCAUUGUGGCAGAAUCGACCAAGAUUUUCUUGGGGUCUUCGCUUGAUCAAACACUCUCAAAUAUUGUUUCCAGCUUAUAGUUAUAGCUAUUAUUAAUUUUUGUUAGAAACAUUAAAAUUGUUAUAAUUUU